AUGUCUUCACCAUCUGACAUUAGAGAUAACGGCGACUGGACGGUCAUUUAUGAUGACCGGAAUGACGAUGUCCAAGAUGGCAAGAAAGAAGAAAAUCCUUCUAGAAGGAGGCAGUCUCUCGCACGAACGUUGUCUAUACCAAAGACCAUGUGUAUCAUGUCUGACAACAAGACUGAAAUAUCAACAGUAGCCGAGCUACUCUCGCCGAAGUUGAAAUUGCCUCAACUGGGCACUGACUCGGCGGAAAGAGUCUUUCCCGUUCGCUCGGUUGUCUCAUUUGAUUCCACGCCUUCAUCCACCCUGCAGACACCUUCCCUCGAUAAACUCGAAACACCGAUAUCCCCUUUUUCGGACACGUGGGGUGCAGGCUUCACCAAUGAACAAGCGGGCUGUCAGCAGAAGAAUCCACCAGGGAAGAGCAUGAAUGCUGAGGAUGGUGUCUCAAAGAGACCCGACUAUCUCACUCGGCUGCAUCAAAAGAGCUGUGGCGAGAGCGAGAGUUCAUCAGUGCUCAAAGGACAAUCUUAUGUCAGCCCUAAUCUCGACGUUUUGGCACAAUUGAAGAACACUGUGCAAAACGGUGGCGAAAUACUUGACUUCCACAAAACAACAAAGGGGAUAUACUACUCGCACGAAGAUGAAGAGGACAUCUUCAUUCAGUCAUUCGGUGCACUCGUUGUGCUGACAGUGUUUAACGGUAACUUUGAAGUGCAGAUAGCGAGCGACAACUCCAAGGAAAUCAUCGGGUAUUCUCCUGGUAAACUCUUCGAGCUUCAAACAUUUUGUGAUAUAUUGCCAUCCUCGCAACAGAGCAACUUUCUUGCUCAUACCCAAUUCGUCUUGGGCGAUGACUACUCGGUCGAGCAAUCUGGCCCUGAGGUUUUCUUCCUUUCUGUGUUAUCAUCUGACGGAUAUACCCAGGGUACUUGGUGUACCAUGCAUACGAGCACGGUAUAUAAGAACUAUGUCAUUUGCGAGCUUCAGCCUGAGGCUCCAGGGACAAAGGAUCACCCCGAUUUGGAGAAUUCCGAGAGUCAAACGGCAACAUCGGAUAGCUGGAGCUUGGAUAUGACUUCGGGGGCAUUUUUCGAGGAUGUUAGUCCUCCGGGGAAAGGUCAUGACUCCAGAAACAGCAAAGUUCCAGACUCACCAGAGCUUCUCAAUACCAUCCCUCGAAUUCUCCAGCGACUUGCAACUGCUCAAACGUUGGAAGCACUCGUUCAACAUACCAUUACCACUUUGCAAAGUGUUAUUGCAUUUGACAGAGCGACCAUGUAUCAUUUUCAUAGUGAUCGCAACGGAAUCGUGGUCGUCGAUGCUGUUGAUACUUCGUCGGGGUUAACUUCGUACGAAGGGAUGCAUUUCCCGGAAUCAACCUUCCCUGAAGGACUGAAGAAACUAUACACACGCAAUACUGUAUCCUCCUCUUGUUCUGGGAGUCAGGGCACUUCGAAGCUUGUGUAUCGGGCUUCCACCAACAAAAUGCCCCUCGACAUGUCAAACACCUAUCUCUCUGUAGCACCAGCGCCAUCAACGCCGCAUAUCGAAAAUCCCGUCAAGGCCUGUUUGUCCAUUCAAAUCAAUGUUUUUGGCAAGCUUUGGGGUCUCAUGUCAUGUCAGUCUUAUGACAAUAGCCAAGGGCUUCAUCCCCUCAUCCAGAAAGUGUGUUGGUUUGUAGCUCAGGCGGUUUCAAGUAACAUUGAGCGUCUGUCCUACACCUUGCCCUUUCAAUUUCGGGAGCCAGACAUAUCCUUGGACAAAGCGACCACACCUCAGGCUAUCAAGACUCUACCCAGUGAUCUUCUCAGUUUUUUCCGGGCAGAUUACGCCGCAGCGUCGAUUAUGGGCGAGUCCAAGAUCUUGGGGAAACCAGUCGACUCGCAGGAAGUUCUGGCAUUGUUUGAAUACAUGAAAGCCAAAGAGAACGACACUGUGUUUUGGUCCAGAGAUAUCGCUGCCGAUUUUCAGGAUCUCAACUACUCGCCUGGCUUUCAUCAUCUUUCUGGUUUGCUUUAUGUUCCUCUUUCAGUGGACAGUCGUGAUUUUAUUAUCUUCUUCCGGGCUGAUUUAGAAAGCCAUAACGUCGCGUCUGAUUCAGAGAGAUCGAGUCGACAGGAUGAGUGGUCAUCGGCAGAGCUUGGAAAGGCAUCUGUUCUGUCUUUGCUAUAUCGCAUUUUCACCGAUAUAUGGCAAGAGAAGGAGGCAACACUGCAGAACAACCAGUUGAUGAGGCUUUUACUGGCUAAUUCUGCGCACGAAUUCAGAACACCUCUCAAUGCCAUCAUCAACUAUCUGGAAAUUGUUCUUGAUGGAUCUCUGGACCAAGAAACACGAGAUCACAUUUCCAGAUCCCACUCGGCUUCCAAGUCGUUGGUAUACAUCAUCAACGACCUUCUAGACCUCACGAAUGCCGAAAACGGACAGCGGUUGAUAAAGGAUGAGGUAUUCGAUCUCUCAGAGACUCUGACAGAAGCAACAGACAUAUUUUGGGAAGAAGCAAGGCAGAAGCAUGUCGACCUGCAGGUAGUUCAACAUGCAGCCCUACCUCCCGUCCUCGGAGAUCAACGACGAGUGCGCCAGGUGAUCACAAACUUGAUCAGCAAUGCUAUACAGCACACAUCCACCGGGGCAGUAACAAUCGAGUCUUGUAUCGUACUGGAGCCGCUGGAGCCAGAUCAUAUCUGUGUUGAAGUUGCAAUACAUGAUACCGGGUCUGGCAUGUCCCAAGAGACCGUCGAAAUAUUGUUCUGCGAGCUGGAACAAGUCUCGAACAAGGGAUAUAUGCAGAAUCCCAAGUCAUACGAGCCCGCUUCAAGUGUCCAUGUGUUCGAGACUGAAAGUGUGCUCGGCCUGGGCCUCGCGCUAGUUGCCCGAAUCGUGCGUAAUAUGAACGGGCAACUAAGCUUGAAGUCUGAAGAAGGCAAGGGAAGUUGUUUCAAAAUCAGGCUUGCAUUUCCUCUUCCUGAUGAAAAUGGUGGUCAAAAGCAGAACGCGUGUGUUACAUCAAACGAACAUCUGCAGGAAGAUGGAAGAAAGCAGGACACAAGGCAAGACACUACAUCCUCAAGUUGCGUAGCCACCCAGGAAGAAAGCGUUAUUCCAUGUGAAUGUGGUCAAACGUCCGAAUUUGAAUCAGGCGAUUACAUCGUGAGCGCCGAUGUAAGCUUGAGAACCGGCGAAUCAAAAAACAUCUCCCUUUCUGGCGAACGGAGCAACCAGCCAGAUAAACCAAUCCCCUCCCUUCCAAAACAAGAUCCCAAGUCAUCAUUAGAAGCAUCUAAAUCUCCCAUCCAAGAAACCUUCUCGAUCUCACCAACCAUCCAGUCCCAAUCCCGCCAACGAAGCGGCUCUCCCACAAUGGACUGGAACCUCCACGUCCUCGUCGCGGAAGACGACCCAAUCAACAGCUCAAUCCUCCAAAAGCGCCUUGAGCGAUUCGGCCACACGGUGCACAUGACAAGCAAUGGCAAAGAAUGCGUCUCCGCCUACAAAGCAAAUCCCACUCGUUUUCACGCAGUGCUGAUGGAUCUACAAAUGCCGAUCGUCGAUGGCCUUGAUGCAACACAGAUGAUCCGCGAAUACGAGCAGCAGGAGCUGGCCGAUGAGAACACGCCUGCGCCUCGCAUUCCCAUUUUCGCUGUCUCUGCAUCCUUGGUCGAGGAGAAUCGGAAGAUGUACAUGGAUGCGGGCUUUGAUGGAUGGGUUAUGAAGCCAAUUGAUUUCCACAGGGUUGAUCGGUUGCUUGGGGGUGUUAGGAUUCCAUGGGUGCGGGAGGAGAAAGUCUAUCAUCCUGGUAUUUGGGAGGGUGGAGGCUGGUUUGAGGCUUAG
Messenger RNA from Penicillium samsonianum, 3828 nucleotides. Its product is annotated as hybrid sensor histidine kinase/response regulator. Gene Ontology annotation, biological process: phosphorelay signal transduction system; protein autophosphorylation; detection of visible light. Bases 1 to 3828 code for a protein of 1275 amino acids. The transcript is spliced from 2 exons. Lineage: Eukaryota; Fungi; Ascomycota; Eurotiomycetes; Eurotiales; Aspergillaceae. The record is from RefSeq and is a predicted model, not a curated record. Gene Ontology annotation, molecular function: histidine phosphotransfer kinase activity; phosphorelay sensor kinase activity.